This is a messenger RNA of Puntigrus tetrazona (Sumatra barb), 6885 nucleotides long. RefSeq names its product dynein axonemal assembly factor 8. Gene Ontology annotation, molecular function: dynein complex binding. Bases 249 to 4484 code for a protein of 1411 amino acids. The transcript is spliced from 29 exons. Lineage: Eukaryota; Metazoa; Chordata; Actinopteri; Cypriniformes; Cyprinidae. The record is from RefSeq and is a predicted model, not a curated record.
AAUUAUUAUUCUAAGUCAACAGCAAGAACUCGAUUAGCAAAUUUCGCGCCAAAACAUCUACGUGACAGAAACGAUACAAACAAGCAAGGCGUCAACAAAGCUAUGACUGCAGCGCGUGCGGUCGCCAUGACAACUACAGUUUCGCUCGUUGGCGUCUGAACAUCAGACGCAUUUAGAGUCAACAUGCAGCUGCUGUUUACUACAGUAUUUUGAGAGGAAAAACUCGCACCGGCCAAAUACAUUCAGAAAUGCAGAAGAAUUUGCAUCUAGACGACAUUAUUUCCAAGAUACCAUCCCUUGACUCUGACUUGCCAUCAUCAGACAAUGAAGGAGGGAUAUCUGUCCUUCAGCAACCAAAAGGAAGCAGCAUGAACCUGGAGUGUCUAAAAGUUAAGCCACUCACUUCCUGGACUGAUGAUGACCGAAAAGGUGACUCUAAUCCUCAGCUUCCUCCGGAUCACAAAACAGAAGAAAAAGUGCUGUGUAGAACAGAUUGCAAUGUACCUUUGCAACUAAAAGCCAACAAGACUGAUUGGAUAGAGGCCCAGCCCUGUCCUGUUUUUUCACUGACACCUCUUGAUGCCUGGGAUCUUGACAAAGUCCUUCAUACUCUACGGCAACAAAAACCUCUUGUCAAGCCAAUUAAAUGUGACACAUGCGAAGGCAAUGACAGUAAAAUGAAUGAAAAUGAUUUAAUGCAGCAGCUGGUUGCUUUUUGUGAGAAAAAAGUAGAUGAAAUGGAAAUAAAGACAAAUGUUUCUUCUACAAAAACCCAUAAUAUACCAGAAUCAUCCCUCAGCAGAUGUAUUAGGAGACAAAUAAAUGAGACAGACUUUAAAGAGACUUCUGCACAAUUACAGCACAAGCAAGACUCUCCUACCAUAUAUAUUGAUUUGCGCAACAAUAUAUUUCAAACAAAACCAUCCGUCAUUAGCCAGAGUAACAGUGUCAUAAAUUCUGCAAACCUGGACAAGAAAAUUAGCUCCACUAACAAGACUUCUAAGACAAAUGCAAAAGCAAAUGGACAGAAAAGAGAAUUGUCUGGGAAGAGUUUAUUACUCCACAACAUAAGGCGGUCAAAAAAAAGUAUGUUAGAGAUGAGCUGGAGAAAUCCACAAGAUUUUGCUGAGGAUAAGCAGAAAAACUCUUCAGGGAAAUGUACAAAGAAAAACCUUCAUAAUUCUGAAACUAGCUGCAGUGAACCUGGUAUUCAGCAGGUCAAUGUCUGCUGUUCUACUGUGAAAUAUUACCAGCAUAAACAGAGUACUCCAUCUUCUCGCAUUCCAGCUGCAAAAAAAAAGCAAAGAGAACAACACAGUUGUAAAAUCAGAUGGCAGAAGGAUCUGAAGCUCUUGCAAGCACUCAGACCUCAAUAUUCUGCUAAUAACUUGGAGGAAGCUGCUGAGAGGACUGAUGUUCUUUAUGAGCCUGAAGCAUCCUACCUUCCUUCGGUGAACACUUUACCUCCAGAUCUACAGAUGAAGGAGUGUUUGCUGCUCACUGUGCCUUUAUCCAGUCCUGGGGUGGUGGCUGGAAUAAGACAGAGAAAAACGCAGACAGCGGAUUUAGUCUCGAUCAAAUCGCAUGUUUACAAUGCACUCAUAGCGUGGUUCAUGUCUUUGACUGAUCCCAAAACCUGUGGGAGAAACAGCAACAAGCUUGGUGCUCCUUUCUGGGUGGCUGGGCUGCAGCAGUUUUAUAAAGAAGAUGGCUUGGCCUUGUACAUCUGUGCCAUGCCUUAUAAGGAUAGUCAGACUGGCUGUAGAAAUUCUAGGAUGAGGAAGGUGGAUAGCUAUGAGAGCAUGUUUUACAGACGAGUUUGCAAAUUCUUUGCACAGACGUCACUGAAGACCGUUGCAUUCUGGGUACCUCAGCUUAAUCAUUUGCUGGAGGAACAGGCUUAUCCUACCCAUGUUCACUUGACCUCAUCCUGCCUGGAUUGCUUCAUCUCUGUCAACCCAAAUCAAGAGGCUGUUGAAAAGGUCUUUAGUGUGAUCCCAGGAUUUUACUGGCAAACUCUUGAAACAGAAGACCAAAAAUGUCAAAGCACAGAAGCGACAAUUUCUCAGUGUCAUGCUGAGACGGCAUUUGUCCUGAUAGGCAGGGCACUUUUUCUUAACCCACUGGCAAUGCAUCACACACUUGAGCUUAUGUGGAGAUCAAGUCUAGAUGUAUGUGGUAUCCGCUUCCUCUAUCCACCCCAAGAGCUGCUGACAAACUUUGCAGUCAUCAAGUCAGUUAUGCAUGAAGGGGAGUGUUCUCAUCAGCCAGUGCUCAUCAUGGCUUUCCGGGGUCCUCACGCUAACUCAGUGUGGCAGGAGAUCACAGGGCCAUCAGACCCCCAGCUGGCAAGGCGGACAGAUCCAGCAUCCAUCAACGCCCUGUACCAUCACAGUCAAGACCAGCCCCUGCUCUACUCACCCCGUCUUGCCAGUCUUGUGCAUCUGGGGCUCUGCUUGUGGUUUGGUGGCAGAAUAGCUGAAAACUUCCUGUCAACGAUCCAGGACUCUGGUGACAGAGUCGUCAGUUGUUCCCAUCUUCUGAACUCUUCUCCAGCAAGUUUGUGUACCACAGUGAAAGCGGAUCUAUUUCUCCUUGUGUCUCCUGUGGUUGGACCACACUGUUACAGUUAUAUACUAUCUGGAUGUGCAAAAACAGGUUUCAGUCUGUUGGGACUUCAAAGAGUGCGGAUCUCCAGGAAACAAUCUCGAUCUCUGGGAUUUACCGCAAAGCAGGUAGCAGUGUUCUGUCAUGCUCCUACAGUGUUUCUGGCUGGAGAACAGGUUGAGCUGUCCUCUCAUUGCCUUGUGCUGCUCAUGAGAAGAGAAAGUGCAGUUAAACACAGCUCUAGACUGCCUAUAGGUCUAAUGAAUGAGCUUGCUACACAAGGCCUUAUUGGAUCAGUCCGUUCAAGAUUCACAGAUGUUCUGGAUCCAGAUGUCUGCUUUCACAUUGUACCCUACUCUAAAAAACAUCAUAAUAUUCUGGGUGGGCUCAUGUGGACAGUGCCAAAUUGUAGCCACAUGGUCUUGUCCAAACACACAUAUCCCUCUUGUCCAGAUGCAGAGCAGGUGGUGGUUCUUACACUGACUGGCCAGAACAUUGUGGAGAAAGAAAUGGACUUUCUUCACAGGGUUCUGAGGGGAGAUGCUGCAGGACAAGAGGGAUUUGAGCUUCUGGCACUAAAGUGGGAAAUCAAGCUGACUCAGCAGCAGGCACAAGAGUUGAGUCCGUUUGAGAUUGGAGAAAAAGAGUGGCAGAAGAGCGUGCAGAGCUUGACAUCCACUCCAGCCCUGGUCAUGGCUCUGAGGAGGGUGAGGGCAUUCAUUACCCUACGUAGACUUUUACCACAAAAUUACCUGGGAAACCUCCAUAUAUUGAUGUCCUCCACACCUGAGACAGCUUUCAGACAGACCUGCCUCUUCUUCUCUGAGGCAGAAUUGGUCCCUGAUCACACUAGUCGUCCAUUAUUGAAAUUCUUACCACCUCAUCACACUGACACUCUUGGUCUCAGAAGUCAGUCUCUUUACAGUUACAUGACAGUGGGCCCAGAGCCACUUUUGACCCUAGCUCUGUUCAAGCCUGGAGCCUGGAGACACCGCUUUGGAAAAAUUCUCACCGUAAUCAAACAGAACGGAUAUACUCUAGUGGGCUUACAUGUGUUACUGCUGGACUCGAGCAUGGCAAAUGCACUGAUACAUCCACAAGAGCAACAGGAUCCCAUUGAGGAGCAGGAGUUAAGGUACUUGAGCUCGGGCCCCUCGCUGGCUUUGGUUUUACUGAGAGUGAAUGCAGUAAAGAGUCUGUUGGAGCUGAUAGGCCCUGAAGAUCCUGAUGAAGCCCGUACCAUAGAUCAGACACUAUUGAGGGCCCAGUAUGGCUCUGACAGGCUGCAUAAUGGCAUCUAUGCAUCCCCAUCUUAUCGAAAGGCUAUAGAAGACAUAAAACUGGUAUUUCCAGAUGGCGUAUGCUGCAGUGAAACUUCAGUUAUGAGACACGAGAAGAUACCCUGCUUGCAUUCCGAUCCUGAAGCUAGUUCUGAGCGGGAACAGCUGAACAUCUCUUCAGGAUUCGGUCAAGGGCCUUUGGUCAGAAGUGCUCUUUGUCAGACCACCUGCCUGCUGAUACCUUCCAAGCUCCUGCAGCACAAUCAGCCUCCUCUGUACUCAGAGCUACUGCAGCAGUUGCUUAGGACAGGCUGCCACCUGGUGGCUGGAAGGCUCUGCACACCAGAUGAGAAACAACGGCGGCACAUAUCCCAGUUGCUGAGGCCCUCUGCUGGUGAAGCACGUCUGUGUGAGGGCCCCUGCCUCAUCAUUGCUUUGCAAGCAGACAAUGCCGUCACGUGUUUCAAUAUCAUUCUUGAGAGCAUGUGCAGGGAGAGACCAGACCUAAAGAGAGUUACAAUUAAACUUCUUUACCCAAACUCUGAAAGAAAGGCAGUGAAAUUGCUGUGUUACCUGUUUGAGGCUCUCUGUCCUUGACCGGGCAUCACGACAUAGCACCACCACAACCAGGAGUUAUUCUGUAAUAGGUACCUAGCGCUAAAUAUUUAGCCAUCUAUAUUUUCACAUGAAUGCGAUUAGACCUACUGGGAUGUUUUUACACUGAAAUGAAAGGUCGUCUUAAUGUCACUACUGUCCAAAAAAACACUAGGAAGCAUAUUAACUGAAGAGCAGACAUAUUGUAUUCCUUAUAAUGAAUCCAAAAAGACAAACUGUUCUUUGUCCACUCUGUAACUGAUGGUUCAUACGUAGGGAAUGGAAGGAAAGAAGAAGACAAAACACCGGAGGCGGGUUAAAGAUCAAAAAUUAUUUAAUUCCCAAGAUGACAAAAAUAAUUCCAUGAAUUCUGUAAACCAUUGCAUAACUGCUGUAGUGUAGACAAGUGUUAACAAUUUUAAAUGAUACACUACAAGAGAAAGAUUAUGCAUUAUAAAUAAUACCAUCUUAAGUAAUUCUAGUGAUGAAAAACCUCUCUGGCCAUCAAAACGUACAACUAUUCCAUAAAGAAGCCUCCAUAACUUAAACACAGAACUCCCAGUAAAAUGGUUUAAGGUCUUGUGUUGACAACAACACAUACACAAAGUAUUAUAUUGACAGCAAAUUGUAUAGUAUUUCAACACUAAUUAGAAUAUAAGCUGUUCUAUAUAUUGAUGCAUACUGUACCAAAAUAAGGGAUAUGUUUCUUCCUUGCAAUAUAAAUGAUUUCCUCAUUUUGACUUUUGAGCUAAUAAAUCUGUGAGUUGCAGUUUCCUUUGAAAAUUGGACAUCUCUCUCUAUUCUACAGUUCUCCUGUAAAACCCUGAGAAAAAUACAUCUCAUUUUCCAUCAAAUUGUUACAUGGAUAAAUACACAAAACUUGAAAACUGCAAUUGUGUUUAACUUAGAAAUGUAUUCGUAAUGUAUCGCAAUUCACAAAACUAGUGCUACAUCAUUAUAGUUCAAUCGUUCUCUAUGUUAUUCCAGUGACCCAUUUUAAAUCUAAUUUGAAUGGUACAUUCAAUAUUCAGGGAUUUAAUGUUCGAUUAACCGUAACAUUAAUUAUAGGGAACAGUGGUUCCAAAAAUUCUGUUUUUUUUUUUGUUUUGUUUUUGUUUUUGUUUUAUUAUUUUAGCAUCUUACAAAAGUGUACUAUUGUAAUAGGUAUUUUCCCCGCUGGCUAGUUUGCUAAAUUUAACCAGUUUCAUAUGUAAUACGUAUAUACAAGAUUGCAUAAAUCCUUAGGUUCAAUAAAUCACACUACUGAUAGAAAACAAAAUCAGAAAAACAAAACAAAACAAAACAAAUGAAUAAAAGAAAAAUCCACAAGAAUGCAAAAAAAAAAAAAAAGAGAAAGAGAAAGAAAUGAUUAUUUCCACGGCAGAGCAUUAUGGUAAAAUUUCCAAUACAUUAAUUUACACAUUGCUAAACAAAAGAGUCCUUGGUGCUUCUUUAAUUACAGAUGCCUGGUCUCACAUCAACAUUAAAUGGUCAUUUUUGUUAAAGAUUACAGUUGGCAUUAAAAUGGCUGAUGCAGACAGGGGGGCUUCUUGUGUGUAAAGAUCAUGCCGUGGUUCAGAUUUAUGUGACUGAAUAAUUACAAUCUGCCAUUUUGUACAGAAAACCAAUGUCAAACAAACCAUUAACACGGAAAUACAGUUGGAAGCCCAAACUGUAAAUGACUGGGCUUUUUAGCCAGUCAUAUCAUCAACGCUUCAACACACCCUUGGUAAAAAAUACAAUUGGAAAACUCUGUAACUGUUACGCUGACAGAAGACACUGUGCAUGCAUCAUCAUGCUGACUUUUCAACAUCAAUUAAUGUUUCUUUAUCAGAAUAACAAUCACUUAUUACUCAAACUUUUUUUUAAUUAUUAUUUCAAUACACUGGUCUGUAAAACAAUGUGUGACGGGCCUUUCAUGCAUUGAGAAAUACAGAUUAAAAUAUCUCAAGGCACUAAAAUUCGGCUCAUUUUCUAAAUUGGAAUUAUCCAUUUGUUCAAUCAAAAAUACUUUCAAUGUGUUAUUAUUAAAAAGGCACAAAUUUGUUCCAAAGAGACUUGAUACACAAGACUUAAUAUUAUGAAGCAUAAUGACCGAUUGUAAAUCAGGCAUUUAAGUGCAGGCCUAUUUUCUUUUUUAAUUCUCUUGUACAUAUUUUUUUUUCUUCUUCAUCACCAUAACAGACAAAUGUAACUAGGCCAAAAAGUGAUGUUUAAGGCUAGGAAAUGUAGUCGAACAGUUUUCAUAAAUGUGACCCACUGUCUGUCUCAGCCAUUUCAACUCGCAUGAACAAGGGACCCAUUUUACAUCACAACCAAAUAUGUUCUACACAGCCAUGGUAGACAACAUUUGACAAUACAAUAAUAGACUUCGAGGUUAAAAAAGAAAAAAAAAAGAAAAAGA